AUGUUUCACGCCAAGUCCAGUUUAGAAUCUCUCAGUAGCUAUCUCGUCUACCGGGUAGGCAAACAAAAGGUCCGCAACUUGAAACUCGACUGGCGUCUGGGACUGACACGUCACCAUGCAGCCCCGUUAUUGGCUCAUGUAUGCAGCACGGCGCGUGGUCGAGACCUACCGGACCAAACUGGUGGAUCAAUAGCCCUGAUCCGAAGAGAGACUCCCCCUGCGACAGCAGACGAGAAGCAGGCCGAUGCAGACAUGCAGCAUGCACUAUGCAGCGAGGACGUGCCAGCGGUUCAGUGGUCCAAUAGCAGCUGGCCAGGUUGA
This is a messenger RNA of Aspergillus udagawae, 321 nucleotides long. RefSeq lists its product as uncharacterized. The record is from RefSeq and is a predicted model, not a curated record. NCBI's taxonomy places the organism in Eukaryota, Fungi, Ascomycota, Eurotiomycetes, Eurotiales, Aspergillaceae. The coding region runs from base 1 to 321 and encodes 106 amino acids. The transcript has a single exon.